Molecule: messenger RNA, 701 nt
Organism: Kockovaella imperatae
Lineage: Eukaryota; Fungi; Basidiomycota; Tremellomycetes; Tremellales; Cuniculitremaceae
Exons: 6
Coding region: 95-688 (197 amino acids)
Biological process (GO): mRNA export from nucleus
Cellular component (GO): nucleus
Molecular function (GO): mRNA binding
Source: RefSeq, a predicted model, not a curated record
GCCCCCUCAUCUUACUCCUCAUUCCAGGUGUUCUGUAGCAUCCAGCCGUUCACAGAGCCUCGCAUCAUCUCUUUCUCAAAAGCGACGGAUUAUCAUGGAUAUUGACAAGUCACUCGAAGAGAUCAUUGCGUCCAAGCCUCGUCGCGGGAGGAAUGGACGAGGUGGAGCACGCAGAGGUGCAUCAGCGCCUCAAUCAGGAGCUCGAGCUCGAUAUGCUGGGCAGACGCCAAAAUCUGCUGCGACCGCUCCCCCCGCUAAAGCCUUCGCCGCGGACGCUAUGAAGAUUAUCAUCAGCAACUUACCCAACGACGUGACUGAGGCCGCAGUUAGGGAUCUUAUGCAGUCCACAGUCGGGCCCGUCAAGUCCGUUCAGAUGACCUAUACGGCUACUGGCAAGAGCACAGGACAGGCCACGAUCCUCUUCAAGAACAAGGGAGACGCGAACAAAGCUCAUGCUUCAUAUCACAACAGAAUGAUUGACAACCAGCGCCCGAUGAAAGUGGAGAUCGCUCUUGAUCCCAACCAAAUGGUCUCCCUCGCUUCUCGUGUCGCCCCAGCGGCGCCUACCCGAGGCAAAGCUGUCAGCAGGGGCCGAGGCGCUGGUCGUGCUCGAAAUCCUCGCCCUGCCAAAAAGUCGGCAGAGGAGCUUGACGCGGACAUGGCGGCGUACAAAUCGACUGACGCUUGAGAAAAAUUAUGAG